Molecule: messenger RNA, 1472 nt
Organism: Canariomyces notabilis
Lineage: Eukaryota; Fungi; Ascomycota; Sordariomycetes; Sordariales; Chaetomiaceae
Product: Translin
Exons: 3
Coding region: 76-1041 (321 amino acids)
Cellular component (GO): cytoplasm; nucleus
Molecular function (GO): RNA binding; sequence-specific DNA binding; RNA endonuclease activity
Source: RefSeq, a predicted model, not a curated record
UCAAAACCAAAUGAACAACACGACAACGAACCACAACCGAGCAGCACCCAGAGCCGCAAGACGUCCAAUCUUACAAUGUCUGGACUCAAGCGCGAUUGGACUGGAAGUGCAAAACAGCGAGAUGGGCCGAAGCCUGUGCAGAAACAGGUUGCGAGGAAUGCGUACACGCCCAUGUUUGAGCAGCUCCGCAAUGAACUAGACGAGCACCAUGACCGUCGAGAGCGCAUUGUCAAGGCCUCUAGGGACAUUACGGGUCUGGCCAAGAAGAUCAUCUUCUCGUUACAACGCGUCCGACGCAUUGAGGGCCAGCUACCCGCAAAUAUCCAAGCUGAGGUGGACUCCCGGCUGGCCGAGAUCGCGAAGCUCCUAGCCACCCUCGCGCCCGAGAUCCAAGGGAUAAACCGCUACCGGUAUGCUCGGUCGCUGAUGUGUCUCGAGGAGCUCGUGGAAGCCCUCACAUUCGCCCACUACCUCAAAACACAGACCCUCAUAGGCUACGAGCAGCUCUCUCGCGUCGUUGAAGACCUCGCCAGGCAAGCCGCUGCUCCUCCUGCUCCUGCUCCGGGUACCGAGGACGAGGUCAUGACAGAUGUCCGGGACACGCCAGCAGCAUCACCACCCGAAAAGCCCACGCAGCCCGCAGCACAGACUCCCUCUUCAACGCCCACCAUUUCACUCACCCAAGAUGAUUACCUUUACGGCGUCUUUGAUCUGACGGGCGAAAUGAUGCGCUUCGCAACCACGUCGACAGCGUUGACUGGCACCAUGGCAGGAGGGGGCGGCGAGGGCGAUGGCGGGGAGGACGAUGACCCUCGCACGAUUGUCCAGGACAUGCAUGAAUUGGGCAGCUUCUUUGAGAUGCUGCCCGUGGCCCCCGGGAACCGGUUCGCGUGGGAAAAGAAGCUGACCGUGACGCGUCAGUCGGUGCAAAAGGUCGAGAGGCUCGGCUACGAUCGCAUCAUCCGCGGCAGUGAGCGGCCCAAGGGCUGGAUCCCGGACCUGGCCGCCGGCGAGCGGGGUCAGGCUGAAGAGCUGGAGUAGCUGCCUGCUCAAAGGAUUGACGGAGUAUACAGGUAACUAGUUGCAUCUGACAGGGUAGGACCAUCCGGCCUGGUAUACAGAGGUUCUACAUGCGGAAGGGAGGGAAAAUGUUGAAGGAGCAGACUAAAGCGUGCGGAGUUGUGUCUCGCUCAAGGAAAAGAAGGUCAAUGGGGACCUCCAGUGAUGGAAGCUAGAAGCUCACCUCCAGCCUUGACUGCUGGUGUAUCUAAGGAGGUUUCUGUUUGCAUAUGCCACUCGGGUACAUGAAAAUGCCACCAGAACCAGUCAGUGCAUCACGGGCUGUCAGAUUGCCCUGAAGUUCCCUCUCGCCCGGGCAGACACUUGCAAUGGGUGGGGCUAUUGGGCAGCACUGCAAGGGGUUGGUGAAAUCUUUGCUGCCUAAGGCUACCGCAGACUGCGGGGCAACCCUG